Rhagoletis zephyria (snowberry fruit fly) is the source of this 1985-nucleotide messenger RNA. RefSeq names its product pair-rule protein odd-paired-like. Gene Ontology annotation, biological process: regulation of transcription by RNA polymerase II. NCBI's taxonomy places the organism in Eukaryota, Metazoa, Arthropoda, Insecta, Diptera, Tephritidae. Gene Ontology annotation, molecular function: DNA-binding transcription factor activity, RNA polymerase II-specific; RNA polymerase II cis-regulatory region sequence-specific DNA binding. Gene Ontology annotation, cellular component: nucleus. The record is from RefSeq and is a predicted model, not a curated record.
CAGCCACCAGUUAGUCAGAGAAUUCUUGAUGUUCAUGCACAUAAAGGUUUUUGUGGCAGUGCGUGUUGUUGUUAUUGUCGUGCUACACCAACUGUGCGCCAGGCUGCGUGUGUGUGCCGAAGGAGUCAAGCCAACCACUGUGCACCCCGCAUUCGCACAGCGUCGACCACGACGACAACACACACGACACGAUACCACUCGGAACGGUACGGUCGGCCGCACGCUUGUGACUGUAUGCAGUGGCAUAGGUAAUUCCCAAUUGUACAGAUCGCUAACGGAAACGAACGCAAACGCAGUUAGAAAAAUUUCGUGCGCACCGCUAACUGACGGAUCAACGGCUGUACAGAGCGCUGUUUAGACGGUACCGCGGUCGCGAAAAUUAUUUGAACAAAGUGAAAAUCGUUUUGAAAAUUUUCGAAAUAUUUAGCAAAUGUGAAUAGUCGUCAAAGAGUGCGCGAAAAUUAUUAUUUUCGCAAUUUUUGAAAAAAAAAAAAACCAAUGAAAUGCGACGGCAAACGAACGCAGUGAUUUAAUUAAAGCAAACAGUUUUGUGAAGAUAUUGACGCACUAAAGAAAAUUUAAAAUACUAAAACAGAAUGUUGAACAUUUUCGAAUGUGUUUUUGAAAGAGCUUAUGUGUUUAUAAAAAAUGUGCUCCGUGAAGCCUUAAACAAUUUGAGUCUGCGGAAAUACCAAAUAGAGAACUAAGGCAGUUUGCGCAAACAUACAAAUAGUUUGAGAGCCACUGCUAACAACUUACCAUUGACCUACUGCCGUUAUCUACUCCGAUCGACGCGUACAUUCGAACACCCAUACAGCCACAAACCCCCCUCUCUAUCCCCCAAAGCAGCCUUCAAAAUGAUGAUGAACGCCUUCAUUGACCCUACACCCUCGCAGCACCACCUGGCCACCUAUGGACUGCGUAUGUCACCUACCACACCCACCAAUCAGUCGGACAUGCUGGGCAGCAGCGCGCAACAGCAGCACGCACAGCAACAACAGCAACAGGUGCAACAGCAGCAACAACAGCAGGCGCAGCAACAGCAACAAGCCCAACAGCAACAGGCGCAACAACUGGACACUAGCGGUCUGAUGUCCUCAGCCAUGUCGCUGGGCGCUAGCGUCAGUGACAUGUCCUCAUCCGUAGGCGCCUCCGCCGCCAGCGCGGCUGCCUACCAGAAUAGCGGCUACAGCCACUUCAACACACAACUCGGCUCGGCGUAUUCAUCACCACGCGAUUUUUUGCUUGGCCGCCGCACGGACAAUGACUACAUGUCCGGCGCUACCACAUCACAGCUGGUCGGCCAAAGCGCCGCUACUACAGCCGCCACCGCUGCCGAUUCUAUGCUAUUUCCCUCCUUUCCCGCCACACACGCCCAACAUCCCGAUCUGACAACGUCCUUCGGCAAUCACCCCUUUCAUGCGGCGGCCCAUCACCAUGCGGCAGCAGCGCAUCAUCAUCAGCAUCAGAUGCGCAUAGGCAUGGCGGACUACGCGCACCCGUAUGCACAUCAUGCGGCGCAACACCACACCAACUUCCCGUCGGUGCAUCAUCAUCAGCAUCCCGCCAUGUCCAUGCAUCCGGCGGGCGCGGGCGCUUUUCUGCGCUACAUGCGCCAUCAACCGUCGGCGGCGUCGGCCAUCAAGCAAGAGAUGCAAUGCCUUUGGGUGGAUCCCGAUCAGCCGGGCGGCCCGAAUGGACGCAAAAGUUGCAACAAAAUCUUCCACACUAUGCACGACAUCGUCACCCAUUUGACAGUGGAGCACGUCGGCGGACCGGAGUGCACCACACACGCCUGCUUCUGGAUUGGCUGCUCGCGCAACGGUCGGCCAUUCAAGGCCAAAUACAAGCUGGUCAAUCACAUACGCGUACACACGGGCGAAAAGCCGUUCGCUUGCCCGCAUCCCGGCUGCGGCAAGGUGUUUGCGCGCAGCGAGAAUCUCAAGAUACACAAGCGGACGCAUACCGGUAAGUCGUUAAACUAA